ACAAGUCGAAGAUUGAAGAGAUCAUCCAAAACGCACUCAAACAAGGUAGCUUUUCUAUCUUCCUCUCUAAACCCAACCAAAUAUAACAACAUGGGAUCAGAAACACCUCUCAAACUUCCCACCAUAGAUUUCUCCAUGCAAAACCUCAAGCCAGGCACCACCGAGUGGGACUCAAUUAGAGCUCGAGUCCACUUUGCACUCGAAGAGUAUGGUUGCUUCGAGGCUUUGUUUAACAAAGUUCCUUCAGAUGUUCGAAAAGGCAUAUUUGAAGCAACAGAAGAGCUUUUCGACCUCCCUUUACAAACCAAAUUGCGAAACGUUUCUCAAAAGCCCUUUCAUGGCUAUGUCGGGCAAUACCCCAUGGUGCCCCUAUAUGAGAGCAUGGGUAUUGAGGAAGCAACCGUCGAUGGACAAGUUCAAAGUUUCACAAACAUUUUUUGGCCUCAACAAAACCCAAAUUUUAGCAAAACUGUUCAUUCCUUCUCGGAGAAACUAUCUGAGCUGGAUCAAAUUAUAAGGAGAAUGAUUUUGGAGAGCUUGGGACUUGAGAAAUACCUGGAGGAACACAUAGGGUCAACAAACUACCUUCUUCGAGUCAUGAAAUAUAAGGGGCCUCAAACCAGCGAGACUAAGCUGGGCUUAAACUCCCACACAGAUAAGAACAUUGUCACCAUUCUGCACCAAAACCAAGUUGAAGGACUAGAGGUGCAAACCAAAGAUGGGAAAUGGAUCAAUGUUAAACCUUCGCCGGAGUCAUUUAUCGCCAUGAUUGGCGAUUCUCUCUAUGCAUGGACAAAUGGUCGACUACAUUCUCCACAUCAUCGAGUGAUGAUGACCGGAAAUGAGGCUAGGUACUCCACUGGAUUGUUCUCUAUCCCAAAAGCAGGUUACAUAAUAAAAGCCCCAGAAGAGGUUGUGGAUGAAGAGCAUCCUCUGCUUUUCAAGCCAUUCGAUCAUGUCGAGUUUCUUGGAUUUUACUAUUCAGAGGCUGGUCAGAGAGCUCAAUCUGCUUUGAAGACUUAUUGUGGUGUCCAAAACUAGAUAAUAUAGCAGGCUAGCUUUGUGUGAUUUAAUUACAUUUUCUGUAAUUAUACUAUACGAGGUGCAUAUAUAGCAAUAUAGUAUAUAUAUAUGUGUGUAUUUGAGAGAGAGAGAGAGAAUCAACUGCAUGUAAUAACAUAUCAACUUUAUCUAUUAUCUAUGUUUGUUUGAACUGAGGGAAAAAAAUUCAUGGGUGCGAUUAAUGUUU
Messenger RNA from Rosa rugosa (rugosa rose), 1249 nucleotides. Its product is annotated as probable 2-oxoglutarate-dependent dioxygenase AOP1. NCBI's taxonomy places the organism in Eukaryota, Viridiplantae, Streptophyta, Magnoliopsida, Rosales, Rosaceae. The record is from RefSeq and is a predicted model, not a curated record. Bases 91 to 1041 code for a protein of 316 amino acids. Gene Ontology annotation, molecular function: dioxygenase activity. The transcript has 3 exons.